Paracoccidioides lutzii Pb01 is the source of this 267-nucleotide messenger RNA. RefSeq lists its product as hypothetical. Bases 1 to 267 code for a protein of 88 amino acids. The record is from RefSeq and is a predicted model, not a curated record. The transcript has a single exon.
AUGCCAGCGAAACCUACGACUCAAAUCAUGGACUUAUUAGGCGGUUGCACUAGCAAAGAGGCGUGUCCCUGGUCACUAACAGUAUCUCGAACACGGAGCGAUUUGCCUAGCAUCAUGACACGCAUCAUCAUCACACUUUCCGCUGCGUCCGUCGAGAGCCGCUCAUCUGGAAAGCUUUUGAAGGGGGGGAGAGUACGUAUUGUGCAGGGUGAGGUGGAGUUGGACUGGAAGACCCUGGGAUACGAGGGAAGGCGGGAGAUAACAUAA